Molecule: messenger RNA, 2391 nt
Organism: Recurvomyces mirabilis
Lineage: Eukaryota; Fungi; Ascomycota; Dothideomycetes; Mycosphaerellales; Teratosphaeriaceae
Gene: OPT8
Product: OPT superfamily
Exons: 2
Coding region: 1-2391 (796 amino acids)
Cellular component (GO): fungal-type vacuole membrane
Molecular function (GO): oligopeptide transmembrane transporter activity
Source: RefSeq, a predicted model, not a curated record
AUGGCACCGGACGGAGGUCGUGGCGAGAGUGGCUCCGCCAGCAGCAAUCCAAGGAUGUCCCAAGACAACAGUCGGGUCGAUGGCGAUGAGCACACCACUUCUGGACCUAUCGAUCCGCAUCGCGAACCCUCUGAGUCUUUCUUGGCCGCCCGGAGUGAACAGCCGCAGUUCACACUGCGCGCCUUGGUGGUCGGUCUUCUCAUAGGCAUUCUGAUAGCCUUCAGCAAUACCUACUUUGGUCUGCAGACAGGAUGGAUAUCCGGAAUGGCAAUGCCCAGCGCUUUGAUCGGGUUCGCGUACUUCAAGGGCCUUCGGGCCUUGACGGCGAGGUUGGGAGAGAGUGUGAGUAGAUACGGAUUUGGAGAAGGAUUUUCAGAAGUGGAAAAUGUGCUUGUACAGACCGUGGCUGGUAGUGUUGGUACUAUGCCACUCGGAUGUGGGUUUGUGGGUGUGGUACCAGCGUUAGAGUUCUUGCUCAAGCCGAGUGAGACACCAGAAAGUGGGAGUAGUGAUCCGCAGAUCAUCGCUGCAUUGGCUGCUGCACAAGAGGGCGGUGGCUUGAAGUUGCCUCUGGGAAAGCUAGUGCUGUGGGCGCUUGGGUUGUGCUUCUUUGGUGUCGUGUUCGCGGUACCAUUACGAAAGGAGGUCAUUGUACGGGAGAAGCUAAAGUUCCCCUCCGGCACGGCCACAGCUCUGGUCAUUGGUGUAUUGCAUGGUGGUGAAAAGACAGGAGUAGAAGGCGAGGCGGAGGAACAGUAUGCACGGAAACGGAAACGUGUCAGCCAUGGUGGUGAAGACGAGGAGAGUCAAGCCCUGAUGGGCGAUGCGAGUCCAGAGGCACGGCAAAGCCAAGACGCAGCUCAGGACGAUGAUGUACAUGGGGCGCGAGACCACAACGAUCGCAUGAAGCAAGACUGGCAGAAGCAGAUCCGCCUGCUCACUUACGCGUUCGGAGUCAGCGGUUCAUACACUCUUUUCUCAUUCUUCGUUCCACAACUACACUCCAUUCCCAUCUUCGGCACCUAUCUAGCAAAUACCUGGCUAUGGAAUCUAAACCCAUCGCCAGCCUAUGUUGGUCAAGGCAUUAUCAUGGGUCCGGCAACAACGAUACAUAUGCUCCUCGGUGCAACAAUCGGUUGGGCAAUACUCUCGCCCAUUGCCAAGUACAAUGGCUGGGCAAGCGGCGACGUAGGUGACUGGAACACAGGAAGUAAAGGCUGGAUAGUUUGGAUCAGUUUGGCGAUAAUGCUUGCGGAUGCUAUUGUAAGUCUGGGAUGGUUAGUGAUGAGACCCACGAUCUGGUAUAUCCGAGUCUAUGGCCCGGCCAUUACACGAGAUGUAAACGAGAAAGGCUUGAGCAGAUUCGUGAUGGAAAUCCUCAAUCCGAGAAGCCGAGGCUACAGUCCCGUGGACCUGAAUGACGACCAUCUCCCUCAUGUCGAUGGCGUCUCCAAAAGCACCUCACACCAGAUGACCACUGACGACGAAGGGAAAGAAGAGUACGACGCCCCACCAGAACACCAGAUAGGCUGGAAGAUCACAGUCACCGGCCUCAUCUUGAGCCUGGCAUUCUGCGUCUUCGCAGUUCAGUACUCCUUCGCAGGCAUAAUCAGCAUUGGCCUCACAGUCCUAGCCUUACUCCUCGCCUUACUACUAAGCAUCAUGGGUGUCAGGGCCCUAGGUGAAACAGAUCUCAACCCAGUCUCGGGCAUAAGCAAAUUGACACAACUGAUCUUCGCCCUCGUAACACCAGCCGGCAGCAAAAACGCGGUGGUCAUAAACCUCCUCGCCGGUGCUAUCUCCGAAUCUGGGGCGCUGCAGGCAGGAGACUUGCUUCAAGAUCUCAAGACUGGACAUUUACUUGGUGCGUCGCCGAAAGCACAAUUCUACGGACAACUCAUUGGGAGUGCCGUUGGUGCUGUGGUAAGCGCGUGCGUCUACAAACUCUACACCCACGUCUACACGAUUCCCGGCGGCCUCUUUGAAGUCCCUACGGGCUACGUGUGGAUCUUCACUGCACGGUUAGUAACAGGCCAAGGACUUCCGGAGAAGACAGCUGUCUUCGCAGGCGGUGCAGCGGCUAUAUUUGCUGCACUCACUGCGCUCAGGAUCUAUGGCAAUAGCGUCCGGCAGCCUAAUGGAGAGAAGGGUGCGUGGUGGGUGAGCUAUGUACCAGGUGGCAUUGCGGUGGCGGUGGGUAUGUACAACACGCCUUCCUUCACUAUCGCACGAACUGCGGGAGGUGUGUUGGCGUGGUGGUGGACGAGGUGGAAGGGGCGAGAGGAGACGCCUAUGAUUGUUCUGGCAUCUGGGCUGAUUUUGGGGGAGGGUCUGGUCAGUAUUGUCAAUCUUGCUUUGGCCAGUGGUGGUGUGCCACAUCUACGAGAAUAG